UGUGUUUGUGUCCAAAGACAAAACAUACAUUCCAUGUGUCUAGUGUUUCUAUACUGCAUCGACUCUAUACCCUCAAAAUGAAACAGCUGGAGUGCAAUGAAAGAUUUAUCAUUACAGUUGCAUUAUCGAGGAUAUUUUUCUGAUCAAACUUUACUUUUUGUAGUAAUUCGGCUGUAAAACAUGGCUGCCGAUGAUGCGAUUUUGUACGUUAAAAACGUCUUUAAUGGUUUAUGCGACUCUGUACUUGGAAUCAUAAACUUCUUUCGACCUGUUUAUAAGAGGAAAAGUAGUUCCUUUGAUAAUGAAACUGAAGAAAGUAUCUCCGACUUGAAUAAGAAGUGUACGACAACGAAAUUGUCAAGAAAAUCGCCAAAGACACAAAGGCAAGUUUAUUCCAUGAUGAUGCAAUGCUGUAUUUUAAAUGGAGGGAUAUUUUGGAUGAGUAUCCUCAUUUUUGAAAAUUAUCUAAUACCUGUGUUGCAACGGUGUACUGGUCUUGUUUUUAAAACCCUAACUGCUUCAAAUACAACACAACAUUUAUUGUGGACUUGGAUGAUACCGGCGUUGUUCUAUAUUUUUCGUGCAUUUUGGGUUAUACCACUGUUUUGGCUUACAAAACCUCUAAAUAGUCUCUGGUAUCAGGAAAUAGCCAACUUAGCGUAUCGUAAGAGAAGUGGAAAACCAACUGUAUUGUUAUCAUCCUCGGGCAGUUUCGCUCAAAAUGUUAGUUUGACUAUAGCGGAUAUGGUCUUCAGUAUAUUAAUUCAAGGUUUCUUCUUAGUGCAGGCUACAGCAGUUGGUAUAAUUCCAAUCGUUGGUCCAGUACUCAGUUUUUUACACAUGACUCUUCUUUAUUCACUUUAUUCCUUUGAAUACACCUGGGUCAAUAAAGGGUGGAGGGUGCAUCAACGCUUGGCGUUCAUCGAGUCUGAUUGGCCGUAUUUUAUUGGCUUUGGAUUGCCUUUGGCUUUGUUAACUAAUAUAUCUUCUUCGUUUGUCGUCAGUGGUUGUAUUUUUGCCAUUUUAUUCCCGUUGUUUAUCAUCAGUGCUAAUGAAAUCCAUACAUUUGAAACUAGAAAUCCUCCAAUCCGAAUAUUUUUAGUAUCUGUUUGGUUGACCAAUAAAAUACUACGUAGAUCUUGGUCAAAAACCAAACCAGAAUAAUAAAGCGACCGCGAUGUGCUAUAGCUGUGAACUUGUUUGAUGAACUUCAAACUACUGUAGUUAGUGCUGGACGCCGUUGAUACGCUAUUUAUAGUUAUAGCAACUUAUUGGAAGAAAAAUUUAAUGAUGUUGUGACAUAAUUUUAUCUAAAACUUUAUAUAUAUAUUUCGUAAGGCUUAGAUAUUCGAUUUCAUUCAAUUUUUUAUUCCAACUUAACAACAUCAGUGUAUCAUACAAACCUUUAUACCUAUGUAUUAUUAUAUCAAGCAUUGCAAGCA
Molecule: messenger RNA, 1442 nt
Organism: Xenia sp. Carnegie-2017
Lineage: Eukaryota; Metazoa; Cnidaria; Anthozoa; Malacalcyonacea; Xeniidae
Product: etoposide-induced protein 2.4 homolog
Exons: 10
Coding region: 181-1164 (327 amino acids)
Biological process (GO): macroautophagy
Cellular component (GO): endoplasmic reticulum
Source: RefSeq, a predicted model, not a curated record